Messenger RNA from Ciona intestinalis (vase tunicate), 1060 nucleotides. NCBI's taxonomy places the organism in Eukaryota, Metazoa, Chordata, Ascidiacea, Phlebobranchia, Cionidae. The record is from RefSeq and is a predicted model, not a curated record.
UAGAGUUAAACGGUGUCCUAUUUUCCCCCACCCUAAUACAGAGCAAAAGUAUUUAGUGGCAAUUUUGGAUACUUUCUAGCGAUGCAACCACAGUGAAAGUUGUCCUCUAUAAUGCCUUUGUUUUCCACAAUGUUCUUUAAAAGCGUUGUGUAAUUAUAGUUUCCAGAUUAUGUUGCGCAAGCGCAUUGGGAAAAAUGUUUUUCGGCAGGGGAUGCACCUUAAUCGAUCUGUUUGUUUAAUGACAGAAACAAAGUCUCGUGAUUUGAUCACAGGAUAUAAAUAAGAUAAGAUAAGUAUCUUAUUUAUUAGUUAUUACAUUAUAAGCUUUCAAUAUGUUUAGUUCGCAUCAUGUACUCAACUGUAGUCACGACAUACCUCCGAACAUUACAACGCAUUUUCAGGAGUUAUCAACCGGUGAACUUGUCGUGGUGGGAAUCUAUUCAUUUCUACUUUUACUAACAUGGCUCAUAUACAUCUAUGAUAAUGUGUACAAACAUAGAUACUCUAACACCAAUGGGCCACUUUACAGAAUGAAGUACAUACAGGCAGUAUAUGUUGUGUAUUCCACCAUGGCAUAUCUGGCUUUAAUAUCGCCACGAUCAAGUAUUGUUUGUGAACUUGUAUUUGCCAUUUACAUCUCAUUUGCAUUGAAAGAGUUCAUGUGUUUCAUGCUUGAAUUGAUGCAAGAAAAUCAACCCAAUGAAUGUGAAACUGUCUCUCUAGCAGCCACCCCACUUGCUUGCUGUUGUUGGUUGUGUUGUCCGAGAGUUAAAGUCAGCAAAACUUUCAUUCUUGGCAUUAAGUUUGGAGUCUACCAAGCUGUUGUGCUUCGACCUUUAUUGGCUUUCAUUGAAACCAUUUUGUGGUCAAAUGGAUUUCUAAAGUUUGGUGUUGAAACCAAAGCUGGUCAAGUCAUUGAAUUAGUGAAUGGAAUUAGUAUUUUAUUUGCCAUGUAUGCCUCUGUGCUUAUGUUUUAUGCAAGCAAGAACAGUACAAGUCAAUUUUUUAUCAACGCCAAGUUUAUUUGCAUUCAAGUAAGGUUUUGAAUAGCUUUUUUUUA